AUGGUCGACCCCAGCCAGGAGUGGAAAGUGGUGAAGAUCCAAAGGGUCCUCAUCAACCCCACCAGUGAGCAGAGGAAAGCAGUGGGCUCAGGGCAGCCCCAGCCGGGGCGGGUGCUGGUGCCGGUGCCGCCGGGGACAGGGGACCCGUCCGGUCGGGCGGAGCUGCCGCAACUUUCCUGCCCGCCGCCUCCUCCCCGGUGCAGUCGGGCUGCGAGGGGCGGCGGCGGCACCGGCACCGGCACCGCGGGUCUGUCCCGCAGCGCCAGCCUCUCAGAGAAGGAGCUGAAGGAGGCAAAGGCGCGGAGCCAGAGGAUCGCAGCGCAGCUGACCACAGCGCCUGGGCUCAGCUCCAAGGGCGUCCUGCUCUUCAACCGCCGCAAGCAGCGCGUGGACGGGCUGGCCGGGGCUGGGCAUGGCGGGGGGCUGCUGCUGAGCACCGCACCCCGGCCUCAGCCAGCGGCCAUGCAGGAGGGCGAGGGGCAGGGGAUGAAGCCAGCGCCUGACCAGCCUGGCACCCCGGGAGAGGAGCUGCAGGCAAAUGCCUCCGUGUGCCAGGAGCUGCCCGCCGAAGCACAGCAGGUCCCACUUAGUGUCUACCUGAAAGAGAACAUGGCAUCAGCUGCUACCAAUGGUGUGCGGGAGCGAGCAGCUGAAGGCAUGGAGAGCGUGAUGGGGGGCCCUGGAGACACAGGAGCCCCUGUGGGGCCAAGCACAGCAGCUCUUGUCCUGCCUCAAAGCCCUGAGGGGAAGGACGGCGAGGUGCCCAGUGAGGUGCCCAGUGAGGUGCCCAGUGAGGUGCCCGGUGAGGUGCCCAGUGAGAUGCCCAGUGAGAUGCCCAGCGCUCCAGUGGGGACGGCCACGGGCACGGCAUCACCGGCCGGCACGCAGCAGAACGGGACACAGGGCAGGCAGUACUAUGAGGUCCAUCUCACCUUGGCCAAGCCCAAGCCUGUGAAGAACCGGACGGCCAGACCCUUUGGCACCCAGGCAUCCCGCACCAGUGGGCAGCCCGUGGAGGGCUCCCCCGCCACCGAGCUGCCUCCACCACCCACCUACGCCGAGACCCUGAGCAGCCCCCCACCGCUCACCCGCGUCCGCUCGCCCCCCGCCUACUCGGCCCUGUACCCGCCCCGGGAGCAGAAGGUGCUGCCAGGUCCCACCAUGGUCUGCAGCGUGAGUGGACCGAACCCCCUGCCCAAAACAGGGAUCCUGGAGGAGUCGGCCGCCCGCAGAUCCAGCAAAAAGUCCAUGUUCACUUUUGUUGAGAAGCCGAAGCUGGGCCCCAACCCCGACCUGCUGGACCUGGUGCAGAGCGCUGACAGCAGGAAGAAGCAGAAGGAGCAGGGGGAGCCCAAUGCUGAGGACGAGCCCUUCGCCCUCGGGGCUGAAGCCGCCAACUUCGUCCCCAGCAGCACUGCCAGGGGUGGGCAGCACCUCCCACCAGCAGACGAUGCUCCGGCAUGGUCCUCCUGCCUCAAGUCUCCCACCAUCCAGCCCAAGCCGAAGCCGCAGCCCAGCCACAACCUCAGUGAAGCGAGAGGGAAGGGAGCUGAGCUCUUUGCCCGCCGGCAGUCCAGGAUGGAGAAAUUCAUCAUCGAGGCCCCUUCCCAGCCAGAGUUGCUGCGUUCCCCAUCGCCAACCAUGUCCCUGCCUCCCUCCUGGAAGUAUGAUACCAAUGCUUGCCUGUCACCCAUGGUCUCCAGGCAUCUCUCCAAGAGUCCCUCCAGACCCUUCAAAACUCCCCCAGCAUCUCUGUAUGGAAACAACCUGAUGGAGAACGAGGUCUCCCAGAAGGAGCUGGAGAUCUCCAAGCACCAGCCCUACCAGCUCCAGUCUUCACUCUUCAUCCUCUCCCCAUCCAAAGGGCCAGCAAGGUCCAUGCCCCAAGAGAUGCCUCCACCCAGACCCUCUCUUCCCGACGCCUACCCUUACCUUCAGCAAACCUCCCGCCCGACCUCUCCGUUGCCUCCUUCCCCAGUCUGGCAUCCCCCGGCCGCGCCCAGCGCUGCCCAGGCCGCCUGCAGCCCCUUGCCCUGUGCCGGGGGGGCCGUGCCGCUGAGCGGCGGCGGCCGCGCCUGUCCCGGAGCCCUGGCCGAGGCGCUGCCGGCCUCCCCGUGCCGCCUGCCGGCCCGGCCCAAGGCGGGCUUCCAGGCCCCCCGGCCCUCCUACUCCACCAGGAACGCCGGCAUCGAGCCGCAGGAAAGGCGGCCGUCCCUCCCCGCCUCGCCCACCUGGACGCCCCGGCCGGCGCGGCGCCCGGGCAGCCUCGACGGCUGGGCCAGCCCGGCCUCGGUGCCCGAGCUGGACCAGGGACCGCCCACGUCCCCUCCGUGGAGCGAGCGGUCCGUGUCCCCGCUGCGGCCGGACGCCGACCCGCGGGCCAGCCGGCAGAUGCAAGCGCGGCUCGCCAGGAACAUCAUCAACGCCGCUCGCAGGAAGAGCUCCUCUCCCAGAGCGGGGGCCGCGGAGGGGUGCCGGCCCUUCGCCCCCGCCAGCCCCCCCAGCCUGCCCCAGUCCCCGCGGCCGGGACGGGCCCCGGCCCUGCAGGCCUCCAGCAGCGUGCCGGGGAGCCGGGGCGGCCCCUCGCCCACACACAGAAGCCCGCUGCGGUCGCCCCGGGCCGACGGCCCUCUGUUUUGUCCCUCCCCCGGGACGUCCCGAGCCGCCUGGGCGGAGGGUCGCCGGCUCCUGCUGCCGGCCAGCGUGUCCUCCUGCCCCAUCUCCGGGCUGGCCCCCAGCCCCAAGAGCCCCCUGCCGUCCCCUGUGGUGGGCGGGCGGCCCCUGGCCAAGCGCUGCACCUCCCGGUCCCCGACGGACUCGGACGUCUCCCUCGACUCCGAAGACUCGGGGACCAAGAGCCCGGGCAUCCACAGCUUCAACCUCUGCCCCCGGGGCUGGACCGGCAGCCUGCGGCUGAAGCCAGGGGGUCUGUCCUCGGGGGCUCCCUGCACCUCCUAGACGAGCUGGCCCCAGCCGGGCCACCCUCUCCCCGGCCCCGCCAGCCCCGGCGAUGCCACCCACUGACCCCCCAAUUGGGAACACUCCAACCGUCGG
This is a messenger RNA of Colius striatus (speckled mousebird), 3054 nucleotides long. It is a transcript of the gene SYNPO, whose product is annotated as synaptopodin. Gene Ontology annotation, molecular function: actin binding. Lineage: Eukaryota; Metazoa; Chordata; Aves; Coliiformes; Coliidae. The transcript is spliced from 5 exons. Bases 1 to 2958 code for a protein of 985 amino acids. The record is from RefSeq and is a predicted model, not a curated record. Gene Ontology annotation, cellular component: actin cytoskeleton; stress fiber; Z disc. Gene Ontology annotation, biological process: positive regulation of actin filament bundle assembly; spine apparatus assembly; modification of dendritic spine.